UGAUGAUUUAGGCUUAACCUAGACCACUUCUCUAGCCCGGGGCUUCCAGAUCUUCAAACCCGAAAUAUUUCGCUGCUGAUACUGAUCAAUGUCUUGCUCAUGAAAUACUCACAUCUGAACCAAGCCGCAAUAGUAGAUGCCCUUCGCGGCCAAACACUACCAAUUCCUAAUCUUCAUAAUUUCUUCCGGGUUUGGCCUAAUCCUCAAGGUCAACUCAACCGCCAUCAUGAGCACGUUACGCCAAUCGUCAAUCGAGCGGUUGAGCGCAUGGCUAUGGCAUAUCCGUUGAUCGCCUUUCGAAAAAAGGACAACAUUGCUUCUCUGGCUUGUUCACUAUAUCCCCAAGCUCGUAGGCGGCAGAUCGAAGCUUUGACUCUCUAUACGACGUGGCUUGUUUGCUGGGAUGAUGCUGUUGAUGCUAACGAGGGCGAUCUGGCGGGUGACUUUAUGCGCGCAGAGCGUUGGAGGGGGCAGACUAUGCGCAUGGUGCGUGAGGCAUUGGCCGUUGACGAAAGGAAUACGAGUGAAGCGGAUGACGACCCCAUCAAUGGCGUGUUUAGAGAGUUCGGUGCGCGAUUCUGUCAGACGGCGCCGAGGGAUCAACGGCGCCUCUUACACGAUGAGAUCCAAUUCUUCAUCAACAGCUGCGCAGCUGAGCAGGAACUCCGUCUGGCCAGUCGCAUACCUGAUUAUGAGCCGUACAUGAAGAUGAGGAUCGGCACUGUCGGUGGGAGAAUGCUCUGCAGUCUUGUACCAUAUGCAACCGACGAGAGGCUUCCAGGAGCGUUAUUGUCAGCUCCAGAGAUCGUUCAUUUAUGGACACAAGUGAGCAUUCUCCAGAGCUUGAUGAAUGAUAUGCUGUCGCUGAAGAAGGAGUUGCGGACCGAUUGUGUCAUCAAUGCCGUUGCAGCCAUCAUGGAGCCUGGCAUGAGCUUGGAUGCUGUGGUUGCUAAGCUGGAAGAAAGGAUGAAAAUGGCAGUCAACAACUUCGAUGAUGCAGCGAAUAUGUUGCUUCGGAAGACUGAGUUUCAAGAACAAACACAUGCUAUCGUGAAGAGAUACGUUGAUGGGUGCCGUUCCAUCGUCACAGGCACACUUAGAUUCACAUUAACAUCACCCAGAUACAACAUACACAAACUCAUAGAAGAAGACGGGUCGUUAAAAAUUACACUCUAAUGUUACCUGAUUGACAAACCAAUCUAUACCCUAGACCAUAUCCAAACAUUCUAGUAAUCCCCGGAUCAAUGCAUGCAUAGGCAAAAGAAACGCUCACAAGAGUUCAAAGAUGUUGUUGCCGUUGGUUUUGAGACGACACCGCCUUCACAAGGUCUGUGAUGGUAACAAUCCGAUACCCCUGCCGUUUGAGUUCAGGAAGAACAGUGCGCAACAUGGGCACAGUCCAUGAUCUCCUGUCGUGACAGAUAAUGAUAGCUCCCGGGUGAGCCAUGCUCAGUAUAUGCUUCGCGUUGGUAUCAGGAUAUGGUAUUUGGGGGUCGUGAGGAUACACACUGCCCAGAGUGAUGCGAAAACCCUGGUUUCCCAACACAUCUCGCAUCCGUCUGUUGAAUAUUCCAGAUCCUGGACGGAAGUAAUUGUUGGGGAGGAUCUGACCGUUGGCGGCGUAUGCCUCCGUCAGCAUGUCCUUGACGAGGUGGACUUCCUCCAGCAGCUUUUCGUUGCUGAGUGACUUGGAGGGCUCAUCAUGCAUGGCAUGGUUUCCCAGCUCAUGCCCCUUUGCAACCAAUUUGACGAGCUUAUCCUUGCGACCCUCAACCUGAGAUCCUAUGACAAAAAAGGUAGCGUGGGCCUCAUUCUCCUCCAGGACUUGCAUGAUAUCAUCGGUGUGGGCGGACGGCGCAUCGUCGAUAGAUAGGGCGAUGAUCUUCUGGUCGGUGGGCUCUUCGAACAGGACGUCUGGGUACUUCCUCCGCAGCCAAUUGAUGAGGUAUCUCGGAGGUUUGUAGACGCAAUAGGCCGAGUAGAAGGGAAAGAUUAGGAGGCCAACGAGGACGACGAGGGCUAUAAGGGUAGCCAUGCGAUUACGCCUGACCCUGCGCCGCAGCUUGGUAGGCAGGCGGAAAAGGGGGAAUCGGGCCAUUGGAGCAUUGACUAGGUGGUCAACUGCGGCCGCAAGUCCCAGAAACGAGACUCUGUAGCCUGCACAUGCUCCCUCUUCUCAAGAGGGAGGGAGGAGGUUGGUGAUGGUUGUGUGGUGGUGUUGUAGAGAUUGGAUACAAAGAGGCCAGGAGGCAGCGAAAAGGGGACGAGCAUCAUGGUC
Fusarium odoratissimum NRRL 54006 is the source of this 2278-nucleotide messenger RNA. RefSeq lists its product as uncharacterized. Lineage: Eukaryota; Fungi; Ascomycota; Sordariomycetes; Hypocreales; Nectriaceae. The record is from RefSeq and is a predicted model, not a curated record. Bases 100 to 1176 code for a protein of 358 amino acids. The transcript is spliced from 2 exons.